AUGUAUUGGGAUAAAACUACUACUGCUGCAAAGUUGAAAAAGCCAAUGGGAAUCCUUUUACUGUUUGUGGAUGGUGAGGGAUUAAAGUAUGCAACACUUUGUCGUUUCUGGGUGAAAUUGAAUAGGUGGCAUCGAGGCAAAAAGACUGGGGACUUUUUAUUAUAUUUUAGAGACGUUUAUCGCUAUAUCAAUUACUGUUCUCGGCGUAUUGCUGAAGAACAAGAGGAACAUCCAGACGAUUACGAAGAUCGAGAGCCCACAGCCGAAGAAAUCCAACAAGCACUUGCUCAAUAUGCCCAAGACUAUGAGCAAGAAGAGAAGCGUGUAGCUGUCUCUUUGCAUUAUCAAGGUUGCUUAGACCCGAGCACCUUUUCUGACGAAGACUCUAAACUUCUAUUUAGAUUUACACCAUCUGAGGUAUAA
Messenger RNA from Phycomyces blakesleeanus NRRL 1555(-), 423 nucleotides. RefSeq lists its product as hypothetical. Lineage: Eukaryota; Fungi; Mucoromycota; Mucoromycetes; Mucorales; Phycomycetaceae. Bases 1 to 423 code for a protein of 140 amino acids. The transcript has 3 exons. The record is from RefSeq and is a predicted model, not a curated record.